AUGAGCCAACCUGUUAUCGCGUUUGCAAUUUUAAGACCUUCGGUUCCGCUUGGAAACCCCUUGAUAUCGGCUGCCUCCACUGUCAAGUUCAUAAAGAAAACGAAGGCGCAACCAAUUUUAAGGGACAGAAUGAUCUAUCAACUCCAACAAAGUCCGACAUCUACGUACAAACGCCACCUCAUACUAGUAGCUGAGCAUGAUAAACUCACCACCACUGCACCUCCAUUCACCCGUCGUCUAGGAUAUCCUGGAGAGCACGCUGAUAUGGAAAAGGCUCAGAUUGAUGAGUGCGGCCUCCGCCCAUCUCAGAAAGGCAUACACGAGGACUACCCUGAAGCAUCGGAGCCCCCCAUGUUGCAUUGGUGGAGAGCAAUUCCAUUGGGCCUCGUCUUCAUUGCUAUCGCUGUCAGAUCGGGGGUUGUAUUAGAGCAAACGCGCCGCGGAUUAGGAUUUGAUAUCAAUCUCAUUGACACUCAACUCUCUCGCGUUAGACAGUUUUUGAAGUCAUUUGGGCCAUCUAUUCUUUUCACUCCAUUAUUCCUCUGGUUCACAGCGUCCUAUGGCACUAUCAAGCUGCUCAAACCCUACAUUGGCGCUGAGAAAGAUAGGGUCGAUUCUCGUAGUCCAGGUGGGGCUGUUUUUCUGAGUUUCAGGGACCGCCAUUGGGCGGUCUUCAUACUAUCCUGCAUCGCGAUCAGCGGUGGUAUUUUCCAUUCCCUGGCUGGAGCAUUUUUCCAGAUUGUGCCGACGUCCCAGAAGCAGGAAGCGAGAGUGCGUAUCGCAGGUAAAACGGAUCUGGGCUAUGAUAAUGUCGGAUUCACCCCAUUCGUGGAUGCUGCAGGGUUUGUGGGCGCCGUUAGCCGGAUCGGCGCUUUGUAUUCUCCAUUUAUUCUUAAUGACACCACUAGCAAGACUGGGAACACCUGGGUGGUGCCGAGCUUUACUCUCGCUGAUCCAGGUGCAGCUGACCAAGGUGGGGAGGUCAACCUCACAUUCAGGGGAUUGUCGGUGCAAGCCAGAUGUGCCCCGGUUCCAUCACCAGUAAUAUCGGGUCCGGACACCCCCGACUCGUACAACAUGACGGGGACUCUUUCCCAUAACUGCUCCGCCACGUCCAAUGUCAUCUCCAAUGGCACAGUAUCGACUCUGGUAACAACUACCCAGUCCCAAGUGACCCGUUAUUUUUCUCUCCCCAUGAUAGAGGAGCACGAUCUCACCGUUAAACUCGUGCUCAGCUAUGACGGCCCAUUCAUUUCCGAUGUCGCGGAUCGAGGUAACGUCUCAUUCCUCAGUUGGGGUCCCAGCGGGACAGGCUGGACAAGUAGUGAUCCCCGGGUGGAAGGCAUCGGAGACGCGAUCCGCUUUGCCUUGGCUGGUUCCAUAUCGGACGCAAACUCCGUGGUUGGAUAUGCCGAGGAGGCCGUUAGAUUAUUUCAAGCAACCCUCGCCCCUUCCACGUUUAUCGUUGGGCCAUCGUAUCUAGGAAAUGCCACACAGUACGUGGAGACAUACAGCUUGGUUGCCAUCGCUCCUGUGGCACAUGCAAUAACUGUCAUGUGCGCCAUCGUCGGACUCGUUCUUGUCGUGCUCUCCAUACGUCAUUCCAUGUGGUGGCGCAAGGAAUUAUGGGCCAAUGCCGCACCUUCAGUGACCACGACAGUUCCAGCGCUGGCUGCAUGA
Cantharellus anzutake is the source of this 1680-nucleotide messenger RNA. RefSeq lists its product as uncharacterized. The transcript has 15 exons. The record is from RefSeq and is a predicted model, not a curated record. NCBI's taxonomy places the organism in Eukaryota, Fungi, Basidiomycota, Agaricomycetes, Cantharellales, Hydnaceae. The coding region runs from base 1 to 1680 and encodes 559 amino acids.